AUGAAGUUCGUCUCGCGUUCCAUCGUCGAUCAGGAUAAGGAGUUAGAAAUCAACGACCAGCAGAAUGAACAGGAUGCAUCCAAACCACAACAAGAAUACGAUCCACGCACGCUAUUUGAACGAUUGCAAGAGCAACGAACGAUCAAAGAAGAACAGUUCCAGGAAGCUACACGAUUGAGCAACUUGAUCAAGCGGGUGGACGAUGAAGAAGCCGAGUACUUUGAGUCACUUUUGGAUGUUCAAGAGAAGCUUGCUCUGGAACAGCGACAAAAAGAGCAGGAUGAGAUUGCCGCCUAUCGCAAGGCUGUGGAACAAACACGCACGACAGCAGCACCCGAGUUACCGGUUGCCGUGACAACAACAUCAACGACAACAACAUCAGCCGCUGCUAAGAAACCACCACCCCAUCGACGCUCCUCCGCUGGUAGUUCCAAAAAGGCAGCAUUGGAUGGAUUGGUGAUUGUCAAAAAGAAACGAAGUGCAGAGGAAAGCGAGGAUGUAGAGGAAGAUACGCAUACGACCAAAAAGGCAAAAACAACGGGUAAGAGCACAACCGAGAAACGAGAUGACAACAACAGCAACAACACUACAGCAGCUAGUACGAGCAAGCCAACGUCUUCAGUCAAUACCCUAUCUUCCCUUAUGGCGGCAUAUAGUAGUGAUAGUAGUGAUGAUGAGGAAUAA
Molecule: messenger RNA, 684 nt
Organism: Lichtheimia ornata
Lineage: Eukaryota; Fungi; Mucoromycota; Mucoromycetes; Mucorales; Lichtheimiaceae
Exons: 3
Coding region: 1-684 (227 amino acids)
Cellular component (GO): nucleus
Source: RefSeq, a predicted model, not a curated record